UGUACGGCUGAGCCUCAGCCAAAAUGGCGGCGCUCAGUGGCGGUCGCCAUGUUGGUUGACGGCAGUGCCGUACAGAAACCCCUUCCCCAAGGAAGAGGGGCAGCUGAGGUGACCUGGCUCCGCCAUCUUGUUGUACGGCUGGCCUCGGCCCCUGUGCUGGGAGGGGUGGGAGGAGGCUGGGGAACGGGCCCGGCAGGGCGGGCGGAGAUGGUGAUCUGCUGCGCCGCCGUGAACUGCUCGAACCGGCAGGGGAAGGCGCACAGAGGCACCGUCUCCUUCCACAGGUUCCCUCUAAAGGACUCAAAACGUCUGAUUCAGUGGUUAAAAGCUGUUCAGAGAGACAACUGGACUCCUACCAAGUAUUCAUUUCUCUGCAGUGAGCAUUUCACCAAAGAUAGUUUUUCUAAACGACUAGAGGACCAGCAUCGGUUACUUAAGCCCACUGCUGUCCCUACCAUCUUCCAGCUUGCAGAGAAAAAAGGGGACAACCUGGAUUAUGUCAGAAAUAGAAGAAAAAUAGCGAGCCAGGUAUCACUGCAGGAUGGAGACCAAUCAAGGGAAGGAGGCUGUGAGGUAGUUCAGAGAACCUCAUCUUCUGAUCAGGACUUUAUGGUAAUGCAAGGGACUGAAGAGAUGGAGGAGGUGACUUUGCAAGCUGAAAUUGGGUCAGUUGCUGAGAAUGAAGAGAGUAUCUACAGCCAGCUGGAAGGCCCUCGGAGAAGGACGUUAGGGGAUAAUUUAAUUGCAAACCCAGGUCCUCAGAAAAAGCUUGAGAGAUCUUCUGUAGAGGAUUGUCCUAAAGCCACUCGAACAGGGAGUUGGAUGGCAGACAGAAGUGGCAUAUCAGUUGAUGACUUCACACCUCCUGCAUCUGGUGCUUGCAAGUUCAUUGGCUCCCUCCACUCUUACAGCUUUUCCUCUAAGCAUACCAGAGAGAGGCCAUCCUUCCCAAAAGAGCAACUAGAAAGGAAAAGGCCAAAGAGAGAUGUGGAACCAAGCUGCAGUAGCAAUAUCAUGGGACAUGAUAAGACUUUAGCAGAAGGCUCCCCUACUUCAUCACUAACUGCAACCCCUCAGAAACCUUCCCAGAGUUUGUCAGCAUCCCCAGCAGACCUAACCCCUCAGCCUGCCACUGAAGCUGUGGUUGGGCAGAAGGGUGACACAGAUGCCAAUCCCAUGUCAAUCAAUGAGGUCAUCAUGUCAGCCUCAGGAGCUUGCAAACUCAUCGACUCACUCCACUCAUACUGUUUCUCCUCCAGGCAAAGCAAAAGUCAGGUGUGCUGUUUGCGUGAACAGGUAGAAAAGAAGAAUGGAGAGUUGAAACUUUUAAGGCAGAGGAUCAGUCGCUCUGAUAGUCAAGUCAGGAAGCUGAAAGAGAAGCUAGAUGAACUGAAGAGGAUCAGUUUCCCUUUCUUGAGCAGUCUGCUAUCACAGGACUGUGAGACGCCCCAGCUGAAUCCUGUAAUGGAACCCCUCUCCUGGAUGCUGGGCACCUGGCUCUCAGAUCCCCCGGGAGAUGGCUCCUUCCCUACAAUGAAACCCUUUCAGUACCUAGAAGAAGUGCACAUCUCUCAUGUGGGGCAGCCCAUGCUGAACUUCUCGUUCAAUGCCUUCCAUCCAGACACCAGGAAGCCAAUGCACCGAGAAUGUGGAUUCAUCCGCCUCAAACCUGACACUAAUAAGGUGGCCUUCAUCAGUGCCCAGAACACAGGUCUUGUGGAGGUGGAAGAAGGGGAGGUGAAUGGACAGGAGUUGUCUAUAGCUUCUCACUCCAUAGCUAGGAUCUCCUUUGCCAAGAAACCUCAUGUGGAGCAAGCUCCUGCUGUCCCCAAGACUUUGUUUCUAUUCAUCCCUGGGAUUGUGUUCACUGUGGCCAGCAGAUGGAAUCAAGCAACAUAAACAGCUCUUUUGGAUGAUGUGCAGCAAAUCUGCAUUGAAAUAAUUUGAAGGGCUAAACUGCUGAGUGUGUGGAGAUCUGUUCUUACAGCAGUGGCCAUUCAGGGAGCUGCUGUGGAUUUAAAAAUCAUGCAAACAGUUAUAUCGUCAUUCUCCUACAUGGCCUCACAGCUGGAACAGACACUCAUUAAGAAUGUUGUUUUGAAACAAGCACUGAGGCUGAGGUUUUUAAAUAAUGGGCCUGCUUUUCUAUUUUCUCUUCUGGAGAGCUAAGAGCAGAUUGAUAAUGUGUGCUAAACCCAGGACACAGGAAUGAACACCAUGAACUCUUUGCCAAUCUCUCCUCCAUUCUGGAAGCUGUUAAAACCUGGGUUCAGGCAUCCACUUGUACAGAUCAUAAGUUUCCCAGUUCAACAAGGCAGCCGUACAUUCCGUCUCUUGAAUUUCAUGUGCAAUUUAAACAGGCUUGCAGCCUGCCCAAGUGGAGGGACAGGGAAGUUGUUGCUUGUAGACCUUGUGCCUCCAGAUGGAUGGCAUGCUUUUCACAGCUGCCACUGGGCUGAAACCCCUGCUGGUCUACAGGCAUAACAGCAGAGGCUCAACAGGCUAAAGCCCAGUUUUACCAUAUAGUGUAACCAAAGCCUUAUUUUGGCAUAGCUUGGUGACUAGGAGAGAGCAUUUGUGGUUUUGAAGGCCACCUUGAAAAUUUUAUCCAGUAGAGGCCAUCCUCCUGAGCCUCUAGAUGGUCUUGCACUGGGUUACUGAUAGUCUCAUUCAGCAUGGAUGUUAGCAUGUCUGUACUGAGGAGUCUGCAGAAAUAGUACCAGCACCUUUCCUCUCCCAAUACAGCCUGCAUGGCACCAGGCAUAGAACUUUACUAACAAAUUUGCCAUCACACCCAUUAAUGUGUGUAAUGCAAAGACCUGUCAUUUGGCUACUCCUCAAAGCCUUAUCAGUAAAACCACUCCAUCACCCUAAAGAAUGUAAUAGGGAAUAUAAUUGGGAAUAUAAUAUCAAAAUAACAUAGGAAGCUCUACUAGUUUCUUUUUUUUUUCUUUCAUUUUUUCCCCUAAAUUAAAAAUGCUUAAAUCUAAGCAAAGAUGCUGGGAGAUUUUUUCUGGGCUUCUCAGCAAUAUACUGUAGUUUCCAGACUGAGCUUCAUGAAUUAAAUCUAGUUUGUUGCAAACUUAUUGCUUGUUAUAUAUAAUAUGACUUUGGCUUUGCUUCAAGUGAAUUUCUCACUCUUAAGAAGAGAUAAACUGCUAUGUUAAAUGUGAUAACAGUUGUAAUGGUUCUGCUUGUAUAUCUGCUCUCCCUCUCCAGUUAGGCCAUUAAAACCAGGGGUGCAGACAUGCAGAUAAUCUUUUCCUGGCUUUGAAUAAUCUUAUCAUUAGCCACAAUCCUCUGUUUCACUGCAUGCAUUGAUAAUGUGAAUCCUAACUGGAAAGAGCAUUUCUUGCAAAGGCUAUGAUGACAGCAACUUUUCAGUGGGCAGGAGAUACUUUGAAAUCACAAAAAACUUUUUACACAUAGAAGGUCUCUUGUUGUUUAUUUCUUUUUGAAUGACAGUUGUGUUUGCUCUUUUUCUGCCCUCCAUAAAUGCAUGUAGUCAGCCCUGCUUAAGGGCAAAUGUGCUUUGUACUUGCUUUAUUCCGUGUACAAUGUUCUUGGGAGUGGGGCCUUAAUGUUCAGUAACAGCUGACAUUUUGGAAGGGGCUGCCUUCUCUGAGGAGAGAAAACUACUUGUGGCUUACUCAUAUGUCUCUAGUGGCUAUAUUCUUUCAUCAAGGUUACACUGACAACAAAAGAAUACUGUAAGUCUAGUGGAGGAAAGAUGUAAAACAUAGGUAAGGAAUUUAGGUUGUGGAUGCUUGCUGUGCUGAAAAAGAAAUGAAUGGCAUCUCCUAGCUGAGGAACUGAAAGCAAAGUAUAUUCUAGGGAGCCUCAUGAUGAUUUAAUUUAUCUUUUUAAGUGUCAGAUACACCAAACAAAAAAGGCUGUUCACUGGAUUUUUUUUUUUUAAU
Messenger RNA from Rhea pennata, 3920 nucleotides. It is a transcript of the gene THAP4, whose product is annotated as THAP domain containing 4. NCBI's taxonomy places the organism in Eukaryota, Metazoa, Chordata, Aves, Rheiformes, Rheidae. The record is from RefSeq and is a predicted model, not a curated record. Bases 49 to 1899 code for a protein of 616 amino acids. The transcript is spliced from 6 exons.